CCGGUGCCUCCCGGUGCUUCUCGGUGCCUCCCGGUGCGUGCCGCCCGCCCGGUGCCUCCCGGUGCGUGCCGCCCGCCCGGUGCCUUCCGAUGUGUGCCGCCCGCCCGGUGCCUCAGGCGCGCAGGGAGCGCCCCUCAGCGGUGCCCGCGGCCCCCGAGAGGCGGGAAUGGAGUCUGGCGGCGCGGGUCGCGGCCCUUCUGCUCGGCUCGGCCCUUUGCACGCUCUCUCCGGGGCCCUCUGGGUCAGAAUUCCCCGCGGUGCCGGAGCGGCUGGGAGCGGGCGGGCUCUCCGCGGGAAGCCGCAGAGCGCCGGCGGUGCGGCGGUAGCGCACGUACCCGGGGACAGGAGUGCUCCCGCGGCCGGGCUCACGGGAACUGAGGCGAGCCGGUGCCUGCCCUGCGCAGGCAGCUCUCCGAAGGCUUACUUACUUAAAUCUCUAGUCGUUCUUAUACUUGGGGAGUGACCUAGUGGGUACUGCUGCCAUCGCCUUGAUAACAUUGCACUCAUGGAAUCAUGCCUGCAGUUGAAGAGCAUUCAGUUUUGCUGAAGGUACCUCAGAAUUGACUUCUUCUUAAUACAGUGACCAUACAGGGUCAAAGAAAAAUGGUCUGCUUCUCAAUAUUUGAGUUUGUUGUCUAUAACAGCAUGGUUUUCUGUGAAAAGUGAAAGAAGAAUCUUUCUAGACAGUUUAAAGCUAGCUGGUAGGAUUAGCAAAAUGCUUUGUUUGAGGCAGGUUUGCUUGCUCACACUGAGGCGUUACCAGGCUCGGACUCUGUGUAGUGAUCUGCUUCUGAGCCAGAUAAAUGGCUGCACCCAUGAAGAUGAAGUGUUCAGCCUUGUUGGAAGAAACAAGGCCAGACUUUCUGAAAAGCAUGUGGGAAUUGCAUUGAACAUGCUGUGGCAAUUGCAAAAGAAGAGGCCCUUUCUCUCAAGGACUAGUGACUAUGUAAGAAAUCACUCCCAGUUUCUUACACUUUGCGUUUUGGCAGAAAACAAGGUGGAACACAUGGAAGAUGAGGUGAUAGUGGACACCUUAUAUAGCAUCUUGAGACUCAAUGUUGAAGACCACAUUUCUCUAACAAAAGUGCUUGUUACAGAAGCAUGGAAAAGAUUAGAAAGGCUUAGCUUGCCUUGUCUGUCUAAAUUGGCUCUGUGCUUAUACAAGCAGCACAGGCACUUCAGUCCCAUAAUUGGCCAAGUAGCUCAUAUUGUGGACAUGAAACUGGAUUCUAUACAGGAUAUAAGGAUCUUGUCAGUUUUGAUGAUCAGCAUAUCUGAAGUUAUCACAGAGAGUUUUCGAGAUCGAUUACUACACAAGGCCGAACAGCUCUUAGAAGAAGAGCAUGAAGUCCACUUCAACUAUGCCAGAAGAAUACUACAGUUUCUCCAAAAUGUUAAACUGAGAUAUCAUCCAGUGCUAGAAAAAUGCAACAGGAUUUUCCUUAAAAGUGCCUCCCAUCUUGAUAUACACAGUAUUAGUCAUAUUUUUGGACUGUAUGAGCAGCUGGGUUUUGACAGUGCUGAAUUUCGCUUGAUUGCUAAAAAGCUGCUAUCUGAAGCUAUAGAUGAUUAUUAUGAUCCUGAAACAUUUGCAAAAUUAUUUUUUUCUCUUGGGCCUUUGGCAGGAUCCAAGGUUAGAGAAAGGUUGCUGAUAACUGCAGUAAACAUGGCAGAGGAAUUUAGCAGUCACCAAAUAUUGAUGAUACUGAAGAGUAUGCGGAAAAUGAAAUGCAGAAAUUCUCCUCUACUCAAAAAGAUGGCUUCUGUUCUGCACAAACACUUGGACAGCUAUCAUGUAUUACAGUUGGUAAAGUUAACACAGUACUUGGUGGUGUUGCAUUGCCAGGAUCUGGAGCUGUUUGCCAAACUAAAAAUGUUACUAUUAGGUUAUUUAAAAUCUAGUGUGAUACCUGCUGAUACUGCAGCUGUAAUUCGUGUUCUGGCCAUGCUUCCUUCUUUCCAAGUGGAGGAAAUGAUUAUAAACAAAGCAGCAGCAGUUUCGCCUCAAUGCAGACUCCAUCAUUUGAAUUGCAUUGCUACAGCUCUUGUCAAUUGGAAUCAUCAUGGCCACUUUCACUGGCAAAACAGCUCUGAGCUAUGUGCCAAGCUUCUGCAAAAACUCAAUGACUGUGCAUUUCAGAGGCUUCAGAAAGCCAACAACUUAAAUCUUCUGCUGGAAGAGCUUCCAUAUGUGAAUGGAGAGUGGUUUGAAGAAGUCCUGAAUGAGGAAACUCUGGCCAUGUGUCAGCACUUGAUAGAUCAAAUAACAUGGGCAAAUGUUUUACCCUUGUCUUUUUUUCUCAUAAAAUCAGAGCACCGUUGUCCUGCAUUAUUUGACAGAAUAGCGUCUGUGACUGCUGAAAAUAUAGACAAGAUUCUCACCUCUGAAAUCUAUUUUAUUCUCUUCCUUUUCUCUACUUUGAAUUAUGACCCUCCUGACAAUGAAGAAUUCUUUAAGAGUUGUAUCCAACAUCUUACUUCUAACUUGAGUCGUCUUGAAAAUUAUCACUUGGUGCUGCUUGGUCAUGCUUUGGCAAUGGCUGGGUAUUUUCCUCCAGUUCUGAUAACAACCAUAUUUAAUGUUUCUUUCCUAAGCAAACUGGAUGCUCAACUUAAAGUCCUGCCUGAUACGGUGAAGCAGAGGGUCCACUCAAGCCUUAUGAAAUUGAACAGAGCAGUCUGUCUGGAAUGCCCAGAGUUUCACAUCCCUUGGUUUCAUGAGCCCUACUGCCAACGUGUCUUUCAUAACAGCAUGAGCCAAAUAAAUCCACAGCGACAGCAUAUUCACAGAAUGCUGACAGAGAUCUUAGGAGGGAGCCAUUAUUCAAGAAUAUCUGUUCUCACACCAUACUACUAUGAAAUAGAUUUUGAGUGUGUCCUGGAUGUAAAUAAAAAGCCUCUUUCCUAUGUGGCUCAGAAUAUAGCUUUGGGUGGUGUGGGGGGAAUACCCUUGAGACAUGACAUCAAGGAUGAAGGGAGAAAGGCUCUGCCACCAGGAGCUCAAAGAAUUGCUUUGGAAUUUCUUGAUUCAAAAGCUUUUAGCAAAGAUUAUUCACAUCAUCUGAAAGGAGAACCUGCAGUGAAAAAGCGACACCUGGAAAUGCUGGGGUACCGAGUCGUUCAGAUUCCUCACUUCAAAUGGAAUUCCAUGGUUCUGUCAACAAAAAGUGAACAGCUGGAAUACCUGAGACAGCAGCUGUAUGGAAUACAGUGAUAUCAGACAUGCAGUCUAAAGUAUUUUUAUAAAAACAGUUUAUGUAUCAUCAAACAUCUCAUAAAAUCUCUUUGUGUCGGGUGGGCCAAGGCUUGCCAAGGUCAUCAGAAGUAAAGAGAUUUAAUCCUCAUUUCAUUAGGGAUUACAAAAGGCAGGUCACAGUGGGCUGUGAAGAUGUGGUAAGGAUGCUUACAAUUUCUCAUUAUCUGGAAGCUAUUACAAGCACAUGAAUCUGGCAGUUUUGCAAUCAAAUUACAUUAUUAUUUCCUAAAUAAAUAUUCAGAGGCUUAGCCAGACAUAAAACUCUUCACAGAAAAAGUUGGAAAUACUGUUGACUAGGAGAGUGGAGUCAGCAAUCUACUGGAAACUAUGUCUGUCCUCCACUAUGUGACAGAAUGAGCAGCUAGGAAUCAAACAGUAUCUGUACUCUGAAACCAAGAAACUGAAAUGCGGAUUUUCUAAGAAUAAGGCUGCUUUUAGAGCCAUUCAGUUUCUAUUCUCAGAACAGAGGUACUGUGGGGAGAGUGUUGGGUGGUGAGGAACCUCCAGCUGCUUCUCCUACUCUGUGAUCUGGUGUGUGCAGAAGAAUGGCUGAGCCUUCUGGAACACCUCCACAUACUGGAAAAUCCAGCCAGGGUUUGUGCAGGAGGUGUAAGACACUGAGAUGUAGAAGGAAAAAGUGGAGUAGCCAGGAGAAUGUUCGUUGUAGAGCAGUAACUGCAGGGGUGUCAUACUUGGCAAAUCAUCCCGUUUCCAGAGGCAGCCACAUUGUGCCUACAGCUGCCAUCACCUUAGGGUGACUGCCAGCUGUGCCUGUAUUCUCACAUGUGCAAGAGGAUAUGUUUUCUUGCUUAUUUAGUAGAAACAGGACACAUUCUUUUAUCACUUCACCUGAAACCUGGCAGAGAUAAGCAACUGCAUAUCUGAAUAGGCCAUUAUGCAUUUGGCUGUCACCUUUUUUUCUACUAUUCAGUAGCAGAAGAAAAAUGUUUUAUUAACUGAAUACAAGUCAGGACAGGAACUGGAAAGUCAGGAAAAACCAACAGAACUGAUCUAAGCUGUAAGGUACUUUCCUCCUGAGGCAGCCCUCAUGUUUGUGGGAUGACUGACAAAACUAAGUGUAGUCUAGACACUUAGGGUUAUCAAAUGGACAAAGGCUCCAAGAUGUAAUGACAGCUUUGAGGAAAUGUCAUUGAAGGCACAGCACAUAGAACAAUUCUGUGUGCAUUAUAUUUUGUAUAAAAUGGAGAAGACAAUCAUAAAUAUAGGUUAGGAUUUCAGAAGGUGGACUACCUGUCAAAGGCUCUCACAUGACUCUGUUUCUGUACAGACAGCCUUCAAGCAGCAGCCUUGGAGUGUUAGUGGCUGAAGUUAUCGGUCAGAGUGGUCAUGUUUGAGCUGAACCCUGCUUUUCAGGGUUCUAGCAGUCACUGUACCAAGCCAGUUUUCUUCAAAUUAUGUAUGGAUUAAGUUAUGAGUAUGCACAAUGGGAAGAGGAUUAAAAGAUUAAAACUUGUUAUGAGUGGUCCAGAAAGGGCAUUGAAGAAAAGCAAAAAAAAAAAAAAAAGCAAUUCAGUAAAAGGUGUUGUUCUUGAUUCUUUGCACUCAUUCUUUCUAUAUUAAAUCAGCAAGUGUUAGAGCAGAUGAGUGGUGUAAACCAGUGAUCUAACUGGAGCCAAUAAACACAGGUGCUAAGCACAGCUGCAGAUUUGGGAACUAAAGGGAAGAUGCCCCACAGAUUAAGUACUAGUGGUCAGUAACAUACUGAAAUGAACUAUGAUGGCUGUGCCUCUGCAUAUGUUUACUUCUGUCUCAUAGGAGGGCAAUGCAAGAGGUCAUUUGAUAGCUGGCAUUGCUGUUUAAUCAGGUGUGGUGGCCUUGUUUUCCAGUUUAGAUUUAAAUUUAUGAAAUCCUUUAGAUUGAUGACAGCCUCUUUAUGCAAUGGAGAAAUCCUUUGAAGAGCUACUCAACAAAAAAAUGGUAAGCAAGCUCUGAAGAAGAAGAAAACAGAGUGCUUUAUUUUGGGCAAAGGCUGUACUAAGAGAUCUGUGCUGUCAGUAUGAUAGUGAUGAUGAGCUAAUCACUAAAAAAAGACGCCAUCAAGUGAUACUUUUAUAGUUUUAAAAACAAAGUUUUAAUUGUUAAAAGUUUCAACAUCAAAAUGCAUCAACUCUAUAGUAAAUGAAAAAGUCCUCUCUG
Messenger RNA from Camarhynchus parvulus, 5413 nucleotides. RefSeq names its product FAST kinase domains 1 (gene FASTKD1). The transcript has 16 exons. Gene Ontology annotation, molecular function: RNA binding. The coding region runs from base 716 to 3214 and encodes 832 amino acids. NCBI's taxonomy places the organism in Eukaryota, Metazoa, Chordata, Aves, Passeriformes, Thraupidae. The record is from RefSeq and is a predicted model, not a curated record. Gene Ontology annotation, cellular component: ribonucleoprotein granule; mitochondrial matrix. Gene Ontology annotation, biological process: regulation of mitochondrial mRNA stability; mitochondrial RNA processing.